AUAGUAGAUCGAAGCAAGCCGACAGAGUUUGGUGAAGGCUCACAUGCCCACCUAACAUGGGUGCCUGUGCCUCUCUCUCUCUCUCUCUCUCUCUCUCUCUCUUCAUGCUGUGCUCUUCCAAAGUCCCAGCCAUGGUCAUUCUAGCUUCGUUCUCACUCCAGACUCCAGGCUCCACACCACGCACAGACAGUGAGCUCUUGCCCCCACAGAGCAGCAGGGUCCAGGCAGAUAGAUCCUCACCAAUUUUCUCUCUCACUCUCACUCACAUUAUCUCCCUAAAUAUACUCUUGGUUACCAGGAAUCAUCACUGGAGUGGAGCGUGUAUAAAAGGGCCAGGUCCUCUCAAGUCUGAACCUUCAAGUGCCCUGUGCAGCCGUGUGCUAGCUCCUCAGUCCUCACUAGUCCUUUCUCCAUCACAAACGCUAGUCUUUCUCUAAAGAAACUCGAAGCUCUAGAUCUUGAUGAAAGGGGGGAAGAAAUGUAGCAGUGCCAAAGAAACCUUAGGUUCAGCUGUUUGUAACAAAUUCUCUGGCAACGACGACAGGUCGGAGACUCGAAGCAAUGGCGUCCAAGAUGCUGCUCGCCGCGCUGUGCGUGGUGGCGCUGCUCGCGGUGCGGUCGGAGUCCCACGGCCUUGGGGACUUCACGAACAGCGAGGCGACGCCGCAGAUGCAGAACUUCUUCAAGCCCGAGGCCGCGGCGCUCCCGGAGUCCCUGGACCCCUCCUCCAUGCCCGCCGCCACCAUGGCCGCCAAGCCGGAGGCCACGGUGAUCCCGACCACCACAACCACGGCCACCACGGCGGACACCUCCGCCGCGACUGCAGGCACGGUGCCCAAGUCGUCAGCCACGCCGCGCAGGUCCGUGUCCGUGGCCGCCGGCGUGGCCUGCGGCGUGGCUGCCGUGGCCGUGGUCGGCAUCGCGGCCGCCGUGGCGUACGUGGUGCGCGGCAGGCGCGGCGGCGCGCGGCGCGGGACGGCGGUGCAGCUCGGCUCCUCCCCGUGAGCUCGGGCUCAGAUGGGGGCCCCGGCCCGCUUCGUAGGCCAGGCCAGCGUCGUUACUCAUUAGGAGCUGGUUAAGCGCGUCGUUUAGCUUCGCGAUUUGUGUUGAAUCGAUCGGAUUAUUGCUUUUGGGUUAUUAGUGGUUGAAUUCUUUCGUGUGUGUGUGGGGGGGGGGGGGGGGGGUGUCGGUGAAGAUCAAUCACGCUACCGAGUACGGACCAGCAGUGGUGCAUGUAACAUAAAUAAUGCUGGUGGAGUGGUGGUAGUAAGCGUCAUGUUGUUGUGUAUGGUGUCUACUGUAGACCUUUGAUAUUGCUGUGCAUCAGGAUUUUCAGGAUUUUGUUGUUGAGA
This is a messenger RNA of Sorghum bicolor (sorghum), 1352 nucleotides long. RefSeq lists its product as uncharacterized. The transcript has 2 exons. Lineage: Eukaryota; Viridiplantae; Streptophyta; Magnoliopsida; Poales; Poaceae. Bases 562 to 1005 code for a protein of 147 amino acids. The record is from RefSeq and is a predicted model, not a curated record.